Molecule: messenger RNA, 9535 nt
Organism: Caenorhabditis auriculariae
Lineage: Eukaryota; Metazoa; Nematoda; Chromadorea; Rhabditida; Rhabditidae
Source: the annotation of a GenBank genome assembly
AUGGAAGGAGACAAGAGGAGCACAGCACGAAAAGAAACGAGUGGCCGAGUGAUCCAGAUAGCCAGUUCGUUUCAAACUUAUCUUAUAGUCGGUUCAGAUUUUGAAUGUCAAGUCCUCGCUGAAGCUCCGCCCCUAAUGACGCAAUAAACCAAUCAGAGAGCGAGCCAUCCACAGAGUGUUUUUGAAUGACGUCAUUGCUCUUGACAUUAAAAAUCUGAACAGACUAUAACAUCUCUGUGGUUCUUUGAAAAACUCAUCAGUUUCAAAAACACGAAAUAUUUUUAAUGCGAAUGCCUUUUGUCUUUUUUUAAAAGAUGUACUCAGAAAAUAGGGAUGAGCCUUUCAAAAAAGAUAGUUUGGUCCUAGGUGAGGUGAAGUCCUUGUUAUAGUCUGUUCAGGUUUUGAAUGUCAAGCAGCUAACUCCACCCCCAUGGCUACAAUAUCUUUCGCGUCAAUGUUUUAUCUACAGAUCACGAUGGCCCUUUAAUAAGGCUGCAUUUUUGACUUCUUUUUCUAUCUUUUAGAUCAAAAAAGAUCAAAAUUAGUCCCGCGCAUUAAAACAUCGACGCGAAAGGGUUUUUUUCAGUAUUUUGCUGGAAAACUUUUGAAGAACUCCCUUCUAGUUACUAAAUCUAAGAGCUCUUAAAGGCCAUUCCGCGCUAGCUUGUCACGUUUUUCUUUCCGCCAAUAGGCCAGGUCAAAUUUAACCAACUUCGCUUCAAGACCUUCGUUUCUUGCCGUUAUAAGAGCAGAAAUUUGAUCUAAUUUGGUAUACGGUCUUUUUGGCGGAAAGAAAAACGUGACAAGCUGGCGCGGAAUAGGCUAUACCCAAUUCUACAAGCCACCUCACAUGGGAGGUCAUUUUAGCGUAGGGUUCAGAAAUUUUUAUAAAUUUGCUCAAACAAUCUUUGAUGGACUGGGAAUCGAUCCCCCAUAGUCGCUACCCGCAAAAAUUUUUUGUUUUGGUGAUAUGAUUUUUCAAAGUUUUUAUCCUUAACCAUGUGACGCCGUUUGGAAGGAAUGUGGCCGCGCCACCAACCACUGCAUGGCAGCUAGGAGCGCGGUGCAGUGGUUAACGUAUUAGCCUGCGGAGCCUAAUAUGAAGGUUCAAAUCCUUUUGCCGCUAACUUUUUGCCAUUAUUUUUAAGAGUUCUGAUGAGAAUAUUAAAAUUUCAUAAGUAAAACUUUUUCCAAAUAAGUUCGAUAGCUUUUUCUUUCUAAAAUCGCUUUUUUUAUGGACAAUAGUUAUGGAAACUUUCUGAAGUUGUGGCGGACUUCACAUCAUCAGAGAAUUUUUCCCAAAAAAACAUUUUGCUCAAAAAGAUUUUUUUAGAUUUGAUCUGAUUAGGAUGGAAAUAGGGUUUGGAAAUUUUUCAAUAAAACUCGGAUGACAGGUAAGUUUUCAUAACUAUUGUCCAUAAGCGAUUUCAGAAAGAAAAAUAGCUAUCGAACUUAUUUGGAGAGGUUUUACUCAUGAAAUUUUUUUAUAUUCUCAUCAGAACUCUUAAAAAAUAAUGGCAAAAAAGUUAGCGGCAAAAAGGAUUUGAACCUUCAUCAUAGGCUCCGCAGGCUGACACGCUUGCCACUGCAGCACGCUCCCAGCUGCCAUGCAGUAGUUGGUGGCGCGGCCCCAUUGCUUCCAAACGGCGUCACAUGGCCAUAUGGUUAAGGAUAAAAUCUUUGAAAAAUCAUAUCUCCAAAACAAAAAGUUUGUGCAGGUAGCGACUAUGGGGGAUCGAUUCCCAAUCCAUCAAAGAUUGUUUGAGCAAAUUUAUAAAAAAUACUGAACCCUACGCUAAAAUGACCUCCCAUGUCAGUUUUCAAUCUGAUAUAGUCUGUUCAGAUUUCGAAUGUCAACUAGCUAACUCCGCCCUGCUGAGACGGUACCUUUUUGCGUCGAUGUUUUAUCGCGCGGGACUAAUUUUGAUCUUUUUUGAUCUAAAAGAUAGCAAAAAAAGUCAAAAAUGCAGCCUUAUUAAAGGGCCAUCGUGAUCUGUAGAUAAAACAUUGACGCGAAAGAUAUUGUAGCCAGGGGGGUGGAGUUAGCUGCUUGACAUUCAAAACCUGAACAGAUUAUAGCUGCUUUUUGAUGCGCACGAACUGUACGAAAAGCGGUUUCCAGUGUAUUUCGAAUAAUUAAAUACUGAUCAGCAGAUCUGAGAUAGAAAGAUAAGAGAAACGAAAAGUUUAAUUAGAAGCACUGAAAAAGAAGUAUUUUUGUGUAGAAAUGGACCGUUCCUAUUUGAAUUUUGCUUUAAAACGUAGAUAUUUUUACAGUAAAAUCGAAGAUGAUGUCCAAAUAGCAGUUCAAAAAUAAAAGACUUCCUUUUCGAUUGAACUCAGAUCUGAUUGAAAUCAUCUAAGUUAAAAUGAAUUACUUAUCCCAUCAGACUAUUUAUAGUCGAAAAGCAACCAGAAAAGUGAUAAACUUACAAAGAAUCGAUUCAAAAACGUUUCGAGACGAAAAGAGCAAUACUAUAUAGGAAAAUUUAUAUUCGAGCCUCGAACUCCUUCAACUCUACAGUUUAUCAGUAUUUUUUAUGAGAAGAAUUUUUUAGAGAACAUCAUCCAUAAGGUGAGUGAUGGAAUGUUUCGGCUUAAAGGCGGAUCGGAAACUCUUCCAACAACCCCGUGUGAACCGACGAGUCCCAACCUAGCCAACGGCAACAUCAAAAAUUCGAAGCAAGAGGGUAUAUUAUGUUUAAUCAAUUGAAAAUCGUAUACUAGUAAGACAAGUUGAGCUAGUAGCACUGAACAAAUUGAGAAAGAUAAGAGAAACGAAAAGUAUAAUUAAAAACACUGAAAAAAGAAGUAAUUUUUGUGUAGAAAUGACCCGUUCCGAUUUGAAUUUUGAUUUAAAACGUGGAUAUUUAAAAUCAAUGAAUUUUACAGUCAAAUCGAAUAUGAUGUCCAAAUAGCAUUUCAAAAAUAAAAGACUUCCUUUUCGAUUAAACUCAGAGUCAUCUAACUUGAAAUGAAUUACUUAUCCCAUCAGACUAUUUAUAGUUAGGACCUAAUUGCUUUUGAGUCAAUUCUGUAUCACUCGAGUUUUUUAGCACCACCUGGGUACGAGAUUGAGGGAAGCGAGGCCGCACAUAGCGGAGUGUUGCCCAAAACAGAAGACAAGGUGCUAUCGGAAAUAAAAUCAACGGAAGGAAAAGGGAGCGGCGGAAUUAGGGAGGGACAACUUAUGACAGCCGAAGAGAGAAAGAAGAUGGUCGCCAUGAGAGACAGUAAGCGUUAUUUUUUUACAUUUCAUUCUCUCUCUCAUCACCGAUGAAACUAAUUCGAGUUAUGAAUUCCAACCUAGAGGCAGAUUUUUAGAAAAAAAUCAACAAAUAAUUCAUUGAUUUAUAUUUUCUUCAUUAGGCGCAGACUUGUUCUGCGCCAUUUGGGUUUAGGCUGAGUUCGAUGAGCGUUAGGGGGAAAUUUUCUCGAAAUCAAAUAUGUUGUAGAACACGGUUUUUUUAGGGUUUUUGAAAAACUUACUUUUUUAAAGCUUUUUGGAGCACUUCAAAACAACAUUAUGAAAAAAAAAUUUUCAAGUGAAAGUUUGGUAUUGCAAAUUUAAGUACGUUCGAAUUUUCGUAAACUGGACCACUUUAACAAAAGUUGCGGUGCACCCCGCGUCGAACCGGCCAUCGGGGUGAACCCCUCGUUGAACUCAGCGUGAUUGGGUGCACCCCGCGUUGAACUUUUCGGUGCACCCCUGGUUACACUGCGGGGUGUACAGUAAAGUUCAACGCGGGGUGCACCGCAUUUUUUGUUAGAGCAGUGCAAUGAGAAAAGAAGAACAGACACGAGAAAUAGGUGGUAUGAAAAAAACACCAGCGAAAAUUCAAACGGCGACUUUUCCGAUUUUUUAAUAUCGCUGGGGAACUUUCCGACGGCCACCUUUCCGACGAAUCUUUUUCCGACUUUUUUUCUCGAUAAACUUUUCGUUUUAAAUCUCCCUAUAUAAUUUAGGCAGUUGGUUAAUGAUUAAAAACACAAAGAAGUAGAAAAACAAUGUUUAUAGAUGUUUUAUAAACCGAAAAACUUAAGGGAGAAAAAGUCGGAAAAGGAAUCCGUCGGAAAAGUGGCCGUCGGAAAGUUCCCUAGCGAUAUGAAAAAAAUCGGAAAAAGUCGCCGUUCGAACUUUCGCUGGUGGUUCAUACCACCGAGAAAUAGCCAAUUAAUAACUUUUAAUUAGUUAAAAAAACUUAAAAAUAGAAGGGACACCCCGCGCGUGCUCACUUUUGGCAACAAACACGCCGUCAGUGCCUGAGUUAUUUGGACGGUUUCAAAAUUGUAUCGUUGUUCGUUUAAAAUUAUGCUACGAAAUAGGCAAAAUGGUAUUCCGGAAGCCCCUAGAAACAAUGGAUCCUACAACGAUUUUACCAAGAUACGAGCUUUUUUAUGGUGACUUUAACUGGUCAACUCCAAAUUUUGAAUGUAAUUAGGCCUGUGUAACUUUUUUGUUUGGUUACUUUCUGAGAGAACAUUUUUUAAAAAUUGUGUUCAUGAAAUAUAUUCUGCCGUUAAUAUGAUAAUGAUUCUACUUUUUUGAAGGAAACCAGGCGCAAAACGGAAAAAAAACUUUUUUUAGAACUGUUGUCUGAAAAUUUCUGAAAAGUUUCUCGCUCGAUCUCGUCUCAAUUUUUCGAGACGGGUCUUAGAAAAUGUCUCGUCUCGAAAGAUCGAGACAACACGCCAUCUCGUCUCGCUCUCGUCCCGAAAUUUUUUGAGAAAAUUUGCUCGUCUCGAUCUCGUCUCGAACUCAAAAAGUCCCAUCUCGCACAACCCUGGUUCGCAGUUAAAAACACGUUUGAAAUUGUUCAAACUAUAUUAAAAAAACUGCAGAUCUUAAUGAAGAGAGAAUUUCUUCGGUAAAUCCUCAUUCAUCGAUUUAUUUUGAGAAUAAGGUCCAGUUCCAGUCAUAAUUUAAUAAAGCUUGAAAAAUCAGUAGUUAUUUGGAAUAUUUUCAAAAAAACAUGUGAGCUUGUAGGAAAUGAGCAAACAGUGUGAUAAAAUUUGAAGUCGCUUUUAUUAUAUUUUGUCCAAAAACCAGAGUAAAAAUGUUUUUUUCAAAGUUUCGCAUAAGAACUUUUUUUAUCCGCUCCUCCUCUACAGAUAAAGACACCAAAUUUUUCAGAAAAAUAGAAGAACUAAAAACAUUGUUUUUAAUAGAUUUCUCAAUUUUUUUCUUUUUGGGAUUCUCUAUUCGAUUUACAGCUGACGAUUUGCACCACAUAAUCGUUCCGUUGAGAGAAGAGAGAAAUUUCCAGAUAGACGACGAGACUUUCUUAGAAAAAUCUCUAUUUUUCAUGGGUAAAACAUUUUUGAUUGUACCACAUCGAAAUCGACUGUGUUCAGCUACUUACCGCAAACGGAAACCAGAGCUUUCAUUCGAAGGGCAGGCGAUUUUUUUGGUCAGAAAGUGGGAAGGUGAAGCAAAAUGGAAGUUUAGACUACUUAAUAAGGUUAUUCAGACGAAGGAAAAUGAUUUCACAGUUUUGUCAGUCGGCGUGCUAUUGAAAUAUACGAGAGAUGAGCGUGAUGGUAAUUUUUUAAAAAUCUUUUCCAUAGUUGUAAAAUUUUUCCAAGUCAAAUUCAUAGCGGUUGAAAAAGAUUUUUUUCGCUUCUUAGUUUUUAAACUUUGUAUACCAAAAAGUUCUUCAAUGAGGUUUUUCUGUUUUUUUCAUUUAGCUUUUUGACAGUUCCAAUCUUAUCUCGCAAGCCUUUCACUUCCGAAUUCAGACCUCGACGAUACCUAUGAGAGCCGUGAACCCGUGAGGAUCCAGGAUUACAUAGUUAGCCGCAGCAAGGUUGGCGUGUCCAUCGACGGCCAAAUAGCGUUCGACAAUUUGGAAAAAAACUGAUAAGCUACUACUUACUGCACCCAAACAAGGUAAAAAGCUAUUGAUAGAGAAAAAUGAGUAAGAUUUCGGAAAGUUUCGAGAAAUGAAAAAAACGAGUAGUUUAAUUAACUCAUAUUGAAAUUGAAAAGUUCUAAUUAUUUAUGUCGUUUUUUUAGGAGUCACUAAAAAAAUAAAUUUACGACGCCCGUGUCUGAAGCGCUACUUCGAGUUUAGAAGCAACCAAAUCGAAAAAAAGAAGACGGUGAGUUAUAAAAAAAGCGUAAAAAGUCUCAUAAGAAACGAAAAUGAAUGAUCCGUGAACAGUUUCAGCAACAAUAAUGAUGAGAGUUUCUCAAUCUUUAAAUUGUUGACUUUUUUUCAAUGAUCUGGAUAACUACGUGUUUAUCGGAAAAACGGAACAUGUUUCAGAAUGCGAAAGCAUGUCUCUCGGCACACCAAAGUUGCUCCAAGACAUUUUUCGUUUUGGAGAAACUCCCACUUUCUCCGAAGAACACGCCAUAAAAUUCAGAUCAACAACACAUCGAAUAACUGAUUAAACAACCUGAUAUAAACCCUCACUACAUUAUGAACUGAGCCCAUGUUUUCAUCAAGAAAAUUAAAUAAAUCACUUAAGUGACUGAAAAGAGAGGGAACAGUCAAUUCUAAUUUCGAAAUUGGCUGAGAAAAAGUAUCUCGAACUAAAAAAGUCCGUUUUUGCUGUAGUCUUCGAAAAAACUAUCUGCCAUAAUGAAAUCUCUUUUUCAGCUCGGAUCAGGCGCCUUUGGAGAAGUCUUCCUCGGAAAAAAAUAAAUGCAAUAGGAAUAGCCGAACUGAAAGUCGCAGUGAAAGCGGUGAAUACAAUUCAAGGAGUGUUCUUAGAAAAAAAACUUCUCUUCUUGCAGUUGUUGAAGGACGCACCAAACUCCUCUCAGUUAAGUGAAAAAAUGCUCGAAGAAGCACGCAUCAUGUUGUCGCUCCAUCAUGACCACGUAAUCGAAAUUUACGGGUGGGCUAUCGACAAAAAGCCAUUCAUGAUUCUAAUGGAGAUGAUGGACGGUGAGCGUUUUCGCUAUUGCAAACACAUUCAAAAAAAAGCUGUUAUUCAAAUUAGAUCGCAAAAAUUGAGAAAAGAAAACUCUACUUUUUUAAAUUAUAGAUUCCAUCUGUUGUUGGGGGCUGAAGUAGAAUGAAGUCGCAAUUUUGUAUGAACGCUAUAAACUUAUAUUGAAAAGCUGAUCCUAAAGAAGCGUUAAUUUCAGGCGGGUCUCUAGACAGCUUUUUGAUCAACAACUUCGACGGUUCCAACGACACCCGCCUUCUGAAGUUCGCCCUUGAAGCUGCGAAAGGCAUAGCUUACCUACACGAAAUGGACGUCCUUCACAGGGACGUAGCCGCCCGAAAUUGCUUGCUAACUGCCGACCUCACGGUUUGAUCGGGAUUAUCAACAGAUACUGGAAAGAAAUAUUUUCUAGUUGAAGGUCGCUGACUUUGGUCUCGCGACUUCUGGCAGUUAUUUUUAUAUGAAAAACGCGGAGAAAUUACCGACGAGAUACUUGUCGCCGGAGACCUUGUCUAUUUUUCGUAUUUGGCCAAGUGUCCGACUGUUUUUGCCUAUGGGGUGAGUUCACUUGGUUAUAAUGGGAGACAAAUAGAUUAUUUUAGAACUUGAUUUACGAAAUCUUCUCAGGUGGAAUGAUGCCGUACGAAGAAUAUAAAUCAGCGGAUGCCAGAGACAAGGUCUGUUCCAUUCUUUUCGAUUAAUUUCCAGUUAAAAGUGAUGAGAGGAGGCGGAAUCACGAAAGAAAACUUUCAAUUUUUAAAAGCUUUCUCUCAUAUUCUCCGCAGUCUCCGAUUUUGGACUCGCAACAUAGUCUUUUUCUUUCAACUAGAAGAAAAAAAAACUUUUACUUCAUCUACACUUUAGGGUGACAUUUGAAUUUCUAUGAAAUGGUCCAGACAUAAUGAAGACCUAAAUGAAAGUUUCACACAACAUCAAGAAUUAGACUUCAUGAUAGCGCAAACGUGUAGAAAAUUCUAAACAUACUAAAAUCACUCGUUUUUUUGUCAGACAAGGUUCUGAGUUUAGAUUUUGACCGGAGAGCUGAACAAUCUCGAAGAGACUCGCGCUCCGCCGGCUCUCCGUUCAUUCGUCGAAAAAUAAUUUGUGGACAUACAUGAUGAGAGAUAGGACGGACAUGAAUACGGUUUUAAAGUUAAUUUUGUCGAAUUUCAAGAAAAGUUUCAGACGGUUGACUUCAUCAAAGGCCUCUACAAGGACCACAGGAAAGUCAGUUCAUUUGUCUACACUAGUUUCUGAUUUAAAUAUUUCUUCAGGCCGAAGGAGAACCGAAGACGGUCACGGCAGAUACGGAAGCGAGCCAUGUGAGUUUAUACGACCUCGAAAAAUGAAAGUGUACAAACUUAUUUCGAAUCUUUUGUGAUAACUUUAGUGAGAAACUUUUCGGAGAACUAUAAUUUUUUGAUUUGAAUCGAUAAGUGACAUUGUACAAGACUUAUUGACUUUAUUGACCAAACAGUAGACUGCAUUUCCACAUUUAAAAAAACAAUAGAUAUAAAGUUUAAACUCUUCUUAAAAAUAUGUCAAACUAAAAAUAAUUCCUAAAACUAAAUUCUAUUCGCAGGAAAAACAAUAUUCAAAGUUCUCAAUUAAAAAUUCCGCAACGGUAUUUAAUACGUACUUUAACUAUAGGCCAUUCCGCGACAGCUUGUCACGAUUUUCUUUCCGCCAAAAAGGCCAGAUCAAAUUUGACCAACUUCGCUUCAAGACCUUUGUUUCUUGCUGUUUCGAAAGCAGAAUUACUAAGAAGAAAGCUGUUUUUUGGGUAUUUUUCUGCUUUUUCUUCAAAAAAACGUGACCGCCUCGCUCGGAACUCUCAAAAAACUUCGAUAAAAAGAACAAAAAAAUCUAAAUUCGUGAAGCGAAGUUGGUCAAAUUUGAUCAAAUUUGGUAUAAGGUCUUUUGGCGGAAAGAAAAAAACGUGACAAGCUGGCGCGGAAUAGGCUAUACCUAACUUCUAUCUACCAUUGCAUUCGCUCUAACUUUAUCUAACUCUGCAUUUCUGCAUAUCUUCUCUUUCCACCUCAAUCCAAGACCUAAUAUGGUUUCAUUUUGCUUUGUUUCUCAUUUCAUUUCUCAUCAUUUCCACAUAUUUCUUCUAAAUGAUUUACGCGCCUAAGUUAGUCGCAAAUUAUCCUUUUCUUUCUUUUUUGAACUAAUGCCAUGAGGAAAGUGCUAAUGAGUGUCACCUCCUACGCCGUCUACUUUUUAAGACUCGAAACGGCUGCGGGAUAUAUUUUAAAUCCAAUCUAUCCUUUGAAUUAUAAUUUGAUAAUUCGUCUCUACUUAUUUUUUUCACAUUCAUUAGAUUAAAGAAUUGUUAAAAUUUAAUGCCGAAAGGUGAUGAAAUAAAGUAACUCUGGAAAGCAAAGAGUUUAGUUCCAUGACAAAAACUUUUUCGAAUCUGAAUUUUUGUCGAGCAAUAAACUCCUGUCACUACAGGGAAAUGAAGAGGGGGAGCUCAAUAAGAAGGAUGUCUCGACGAAAUUGCGCCGUCGAAAGCCCGUCAGCCGCGCAGUCAGUUACGCCUUCACCUGCACUAUUUUUGAGAGAACUUUUUCAGGAGAUCAUGGAAGAUAUCUGUCCCACGCAGGAAGAAACGGCCGCGAACGACUAA